CUUCACGGACAUUUUCUUAACCUGUCCGAAAGAAAAACUGUUCUCACGCUUCCCGCGGAAGGGUUCCUCUUCAGAAAUGUCCACAAAAUCCAAUGGUGCAUAGCAAAUUCGGGUUAUCCAACCCACUUUCCGUAGAAAUGUAACAGAAGUGCACACAAAGUACGCACAUUUACACGUUCUUAAACUUUGAUCAUCAUUUAUAAACAUUUAAUGAUACGCAAAAUUCAAAAUUUGUAUAGCUACAUAUUCGGUGUUACUGAAUACUACCAGAAAAUUCUCGUCUGUUUUCUUUCCAAAAUUCCCCGCCUUUUCUGGUGACUUUCAUGUUUGUGUCACCCAUUGAGAGGUGGCAUGGUGGAAAGAUAUCGAACGAAAUCGAAGGGAAGGCCAAUCUCGAAGCUAGAGGGUAGAAGAAAGUUGGAAGUAGGGAUGAGAAACGGGAACUAGAUAUACAAACAUUGUUUUUUGGUUAGUCUUUCGUGUGACCACGUGAAGUUGAUUUGGAAGAAUUGUGUGCUUAGUUUUCAAAUAGAUCUUACUACGAAAGAAAAUCCGUUACAUUCAAGCUUACUACUGACAAGAUGGUCUGUAGCGGCGAAGAGCCCUCGAAGCCAUUACAAGAUGCAAGAACUACCCCAUCUGAACAAAGUAGUCGUUCAAGGAGUUCAACCAAGAAAAGCCCUGAAGCUGGUCAUCUUAACUCUAGCAAACGAAGACGUUCUGUUACGAAUGAAGAUGAUGUAGUGUUUAAAAGACUGUGUAAGGAUGCAGAAUUUCGUAAUGAUUUACAGGAUAAACCUAGACAAGACAAAUUGGAUGAUAGAUUUCAAGCUAAGCAAUGCCUUUCUCGUCAUUUGAUUGGAUUGAUGUAUACGUUAGACUUUUCAGUACUUUGUUCACUUAGAAAGUCUAUGUAUGAACAUAAAUAUCCUUCAUUGUCAUUAGCAUUUGAAGAUUCCGAAAUUGAUAGGUUCAAUAAUAUUGUCAUCCGUUACGAAAAGAAUUCCGUUCAUAUACAAAUUAAACAUGUGGACAACUAUUAUGUAGAUAAUGAUAUUAGUUACGCUGAAUUAUUUACCAAAGAAAGACGAAGCUUUUCUAUUAAUAGUUACUUUAAUAGUUUUGUCAAACAUCUAAUCUCUAAAUCAGAUGGUUUAUCAAAUGAUAUAAAAUAUCUUGUUGUGUGUACUAAUUCAGGUAUGGAUCUUACAGAAGGAAAGAAAUUUAAAAAAGGACGGUCGAGAAAUUUUUAUCCUUUUCAAUUUGAUAGCAUAAAUAUAGCGGAAUGUGACGUGUUAAAAGACUUUUUUUAUACAACUGAUAACGCGCAAGAGAGUGGUUUUUAUCAGUUUUCUCGAGAUAAAACGACAAGAGAAGAACUUUUAAAUCGAUUAGAUUUUUCGUCUGGUAUGCAGAAAGUAAUAAAAGAAAGGCAAUUUUCUCAGGAAUUUGAACGAGGAAUGAAAGGAGCGUUUUUAGAUAAAUUAGUAUUUGCAGUUAAUCAGCCUGAUCGGGAAAAAUUGAACAGCAUUGUUAAAAGUGAAAUAAAAGGAAAUAGUGGACUUCCAGACGAUUAUAUAGCAUUACAACAAAAAGUAUUAUGCGAACUAAAGGAAUCAGAAAAUUAUGAAAAACUUGACAACUAUAUAACUGGGAUUACAUAUGAAUUAAAUUUACUAAUUUCCUUCUUGCAUUCCAUGUUCUUGGAUAAAAACAUGUUUUCCAUAAAUUUUGGAGGAAAAAGUCAUAGUAUAUCUAAUGCCAUUUCUAUCAAUUAUAAAGAUAGAAUUACUUACGUAAAGGCUUAUAAUACGUAUAGUUAUAUUAAUUAUAAUGAAUUAUUUCCUUCCAAACAGCAGGAGAAGAAAAAUACGUUUUCUAUGAAUAAGCAUUUUAUGCAUUUCAUUAAAGAAUUAGAAAAGGACGUAAGAUAUUUUAUUAUCUAUACUAAUGCGGGCCUAGGUCUUACAGAAAAAAACUAUUUACGAAAAGGACACUCUGAAGAUUUUUAUCCUCUAAAAUUUAAUAGUAUCGAUAUUCGAAAGAAAAAGUACAAAAUUUUAAGGAAUUGUUCGUGUAUAAAUGAGAACAACCUUUAUCAAUUUGCACAAGAAGAAACAACAAGAGAAGAGCUUUUAAGCCUAUUAAAGUUUCCUCUUUCUUUGCAAAGUGAAAAAGAAGAAGUGAGAUUUUCUAAUGAGAAUGAAAAAGAAAUAAAAGAAAAGUUUUUAGACAAGUUAAUAUUUGCAGUUAGUCAACCUAAUAAGGCAGAAUUGACUGACAUUAUUAGAGACGAAAUAGAAAAAGAUAAUAAGUCUAAUAAAGUUCCAUAUAACUAUGAAAAAUUACAUGAAAUAGCGUUACGUUGGUUAGAAUCUCAUCAAAUUGGUCCUAUUACUAAAGCACUAAUGGAAAGACUUUUAGGAGAUAUAGAAAAUAAUAGGUCUAGUUAUCAGGAAAUUUGGAAUAAGGACAUUGAAAAAAUUAAAUUUGCUAAAAGUGUGACUGGUAGAGAAGGCUCGCCUGCAUUUAACCAGUUCUUACAUUUUUUAAUUGAAGAGGAAGGAAGAAGAUAUCUAGAAAUACUGAAAAGGCAGGGAAUAAAUCUCACUAGUGUGUCUAGUAUUUUAAAUGGAACAAAAGCUAACGCUACAAAGGCUUUUAAAGACUUGUAUGAUCUAUGGUUUGAUGAAUACGGAAAUAAAACACAAUAUUUAAAAACUCUAGCAGAAGAAGGAAUAAAUCUCACUAGUGUGUCUAGUAUCUUAAAUGGAGCAAAAGCUAAUGCUGCAAAGUCUUUUCAAGACUUAUAUAAUCUAUGGUUUGAUGAGCAAGGGAAUAAAACACAAUAUUUAAAAACUUUAGAAAAAGAAGGAAUCAAUCUGCCUAAUAUGUCUAGUAUUUUAAGUGCAUCAGGAGUUUAUGCUUGUACAGUUUUCAAGGGUUUGUAUGAUCUAUGGUUUGAUGGGCAAGGCAAUAAAACACAAUAUUUGAGAACUCUAGAAAAAGAAGGAAUAAACCUACCUAAUGUGUCCAGUAUUUUGCACGGGGCAGGAUCGAAUGCUACAAAGGCUUUUAAAGACUUAUAUGAUCUAUGGUUUGAUGGGCAAGGGAAUAAAACACGAUAUUUGAAAACUCUACAAGAGGAAGGAAUAAAUCUGCCCAAUAUGUCCAGCAUUCUUCAUGGAGCAGGAUCGAACGCUGCAAAAGCCUUCAAAGACUUAUAUGACCUAUGGUUGGAUCAGCAAGGAAACAAAACACGAUAUUUAAAAUCUCUAGAAAGAGAAGGAAUAACUAUGAGCACUGUGUCCAGUAUUUCAAGUGGAUCAGGAAUAAAUGCUGCAAAAGCCUUUAAAGACUUAUGUGAUCUAUGGUUUGAUAAAAAAGGAAACAAGACAGAAUAUUUAAAAAGUCUAGAAAAAGAAGGAAUAAAUCUAUCUAGUAUAUCGAACAUUAUUCAUGCAACAGGAUCUAAUGCUACAACAGCUUUUAAAGACUUCUAUGACCUAUGCUUUGAUAAGCAAGGAAAUAAGACACAAUAUUUGAAAACUCUAGAAGAGGAAGGAAUAAGUCUGUCGAAUAUGUCCAGUAUUUUAAGUGGAGCAAGGACUAAAGCUUGUAAAGCUUUUAAGGACUUAUAUAAUCUAUGGUUUGAUGAACAAGGAAAUAAAACAAGAUAUUUAAAAACUCUGGAAAAAGAAGAAAUAACUAUAAGCACUGUAUCCAGCAUUUCAAGUAGAGCAGGAUGCAAUGCUGCAAAAUCUUUUAAAGACUUAUAUGAUCUAUGGUUUGAUGGGCAAGGGAAUAAGACACAAUACUUAAAAACUCUAGAAGAGGAAGGAAUAGAUCUGUCCAAUAUGUCCAGCAUUCUUCAUGGAGCAGGAUCGAACGCUGCAAAAGCCUUCAAAGACUUAUAUGACCUAUGGUUUGAUCAGCAAGGCAAGAGAACACGAUAUUUAAAAGUAUUGAAAAAAGAAGGAGUAAAUCUAUUUAAUAUAUCAGUUAUUCUGAAUAGAGCAGGGGCUAGUGCUGCAAAGGCUUUUAAAGACUUACAUGAUCUAUGGUUUGAUGAACAAGGAAAUAAAACACAUUAUUUAAAAACUCUAGAAAAAGAAGGAAUAACUCUAACCACUGUGUCCAGUAUUUCAAAUGGUGCAGGAUCGAAUGCUGCAAAAGCCUUUAAAGAAUUAUGUGAUCUAUGGUUUGACAAGCAAGGAAAUAAAACUCAGUAUUUAAAAACUCUGGAAACAGAAGAAAUAGCUCUAACGACUGUGUCCAAUAUCUUGUAUCGAUCAGGAUCGAAUGCUGCAAAAGCCUUUGAAGACUUAUAUCAUGUAUGGUUUGAUGAGCAAGGAAAUAAAAAACAGCGUUUAAAGCAUUUUAUUGAGGAAAGAGAUGGACAAAGUUUUAUGAUCUGUAAUUUAUCAAGCAUUUUAAGUGGAUCAGGAGCAAAAGCUAAAGAUGCCUUUGAGAAAUUACAUAGUGUUUUCUUCGAUGAAGAAGGAAAAGAAACGGAAUUUUUAAAUGAUUUCUAUAAUGCUGGUUUUAAACCAAGUAACCUUGCCUGUCUGUUAUGUGGAAAGGGAGUUUAUGCUUCUUCUGCGUUCGAGAAAUUACAUAGUGUUUGUUUCAAUGAAAAAAGAGAAAAAACAAAAUUUUUAGAUGAUUUCCAUAAUAUAGGUUUCAGUUCUAGUAAUUUAAGCAAUAUAUUAAGUGGAGCAAUAGAUAGUCUGGUAAAUUUUCAUGAUUUUUGUUCUAUAGAACAAACAAGAAAGUGUUUAAGUAAUUUCUUAAGAGGCGGUUUUACUCUUAGUAAUUUAUCUAGGAUUCUGCAUGGUUCAAGAGCUAAUGUUUGUUCUGCUUUACAAGAUUUUCAUAAUGUUUGUUUUGAUAGAAAAGGAAAUAAUACACAGCUUUUAGAUGAUUUUUAUAGUGCAGGAUUUAGACCGAGUACUUUGUCCAAAAUAUUAUACAUGGCAGGAAAUAAUGCUGUUACUAUUUUAGUAAGUUUUCAUCAAUCUUGUUUUGAUGAAAAAAAUUAUUUAAAUCACUUCUUAGUUGAGAAAGAACUCUUUACACCAGAAAAUUUAUCACAGAUAUUAGAUAGAUUAGGACUUAAUAUUUGUACUACCUUUGAAAAAUUGCAUGACCUUUGUUUUGAUGAGUCAGGAAACAGAACAAAAUAUUUAAACAAUCUUAUCAAAAACAACCCCCCGAAUGGAAUACUUAAUGUAUUAUGUGAAAAGGUUAGAAAAGCUCCGUCUACCUUUUUAAAUAGCACAUCGCUGCAACAGCAGAAUAUUAGUGUGAUAGAGGAAGCGAAAUAAGAAAAUAUAUGUGAUCUUACAGAGUGGAUCUAUCGAUUCCAAAAACAUUGUCUUCCCAAGUGACGGUUUUAAUUGCUGGAAAUGGUUCAAUUAUUUAGAUUUUUAAUAUUAUCUUCCAAUAGAUAAGCAGCAAUCCCUUGGGACUAAAAACAUUACGGUAUGUUUACAACGAAGGUUAGACGUUAAGAGUGACUGAAGAUUGUAUGUUAAUAAUGAUUAAUUCUUUAAAUAGAACUGAUUGUAAAAAUCUUAUAAUGACUGCGCAAUUAAGAAUAGAAUUUUAGAAUGUAGUUCGGUGCAAGGUUUAUGCUGUGCUCUUCAACAACAGGUAAUAGUAGUUGCCACGCGUUAAAGCACAUACAACUCGAAGUUCAUUUGAUCGAACUCUGAGGAGUUUGUAAUGAGUACAGAAUUUGGUUAAGUAAUUUUAUUAUUCAUGUGGAGGACAUCGAGACGAAUUUAAAACACAUAUUACACAUUUUUACUAACAUAUUACUCGAUUUACUGUAGUGGAAAUGUGAAAUAUUUAGCUUAACAACUAUUUUAUCGUUAAUAAUUAGUUAGGAAAAGUAGAAAUAUUGAUAUUUGUUCUAUGCUCACGUUUAUUUCGAAGGUUGAUGAUUGAUAAUAGAAAAGUAAUAUUUAGUUUAUAUUAAAAAGGAAAAAUAAAUAACACUUAGAUUCGUUAAAUUCAGUUUAAAAUGUUCGUCACGAGUCUGACACGACAUUGCAGGUCAAAGGGUUAAGGUGAAAGGACCCUGUAAACGGCUUAUAUUUUUGUCAAACUUCAGGAAUGUUUUGCAUAAGGAACAAUUUUUCGAAUCUUUCAGUACACUUUAUUUAAUAUUCUAAUAAGUCAAAAAUAUUGUUGUGACACUGUAAUUAUGAUAAACAUAGAAGAAUUAUAGCAGUAUUGUAAAUGUGUUUUUUUUCUUGACGAUAUAAAACUGCAGCAAUUGUAACAUCUCUGGUAGUUAUCUGAAACGAAGAAAUAAAAAUUUUGUUCAAUCUAGUAGACAUUUUUAAGAAUAUGAACCUAAGCUGUUGUAAAAGAAUUGAAUAUUUUACAAAAGGCAUGUGCAAGAUUUGGGGUUGACCAAACAAUUUUUAAAUUAUCCUUGCUGUAAAUUUUGAAAACGUGGUUUUAAGAAAAACGUGUUUAAUCAAGAAACGGAAGUUUAUUUCAAGAAACAUUGUACUGUAUUCAUACUUACAGCUGUCGUAACUAA
Messenger RNA from Nomia melanderi (Alkali bee), 6556 nucleotides. RefSeq lists its product as uncharacterized. Lineage: Eukaryota; Metazoa; Arthropoda; Insecta; Hymenoptera; Halictidae. The record is from RefSeq and is a predicted model, not a curated record.